GAAUCUUGAAGGUGAAGUAAUUCAAGCUUUUUUCUCUCCUCUGCUUCUCAAGCGAACCUCAAAAGAUGGGUCGGUUGCUACUUGAGCCACAAGCAAACGCACCUGCCGACGCAAACCCUAAACCCAAAGGAGGCAUAAACGAUACCUACUUCGACACUAACAUGGUUAUCAUUUUAGCUGCUUUACUCUGUGCUUUAAUCUGUGCUCUAAGCCUCAACUCUGCCUUGCGAUGUGUGCUACGCAUAACUCGGAGAUUCACUUCGGAUGAUCAAGUCGCAAACGCUUCAAACGCAAACGCAAAUUCAAGACGUUUAGCGGCUACCACAGGGCUCAAGAAACAGGCGUUGAAACAAAUCCCCGUGGGAUUGUACGGAUCAGGAAUCAUUGACAUGAAAGCUACGGAGUGUUUGAUCUGUCUCGGAGAUUUCGAAGACGGAGAAAAAGUUAGGGUUUUGCCUAAAUGUAACCAUGGCUUCCACGUGAGGUGCAUCGAUACUUGGUUGCUCUCACGUUCCUCUUGCCCCACUUGUAGACAAUCGCUACUCCUUGAGCAGCCGUCGCCGAUGGCUGUUUCCCGGCGGGACGAGGACAUGGUAGUUUCCAUCGUAUAGGGACAUGAUGGUGAUUUCUUAACUAUGCUCUCUCAAGUGAGCUUGGUUUUUGUUUGUUGGUUUCAUAAUUGUUUUUUUUGUGUGUGUGCAAACUAAUGUGAUUAUUUACACAUAUUCUUGUGCUGGUGAAUUUAGUGUGAUGGGUUUUCUUGAAAUCAAGCAAGUCUUUGCUA
Molecule: messenger RNA, 784 nt
Organism: Arabidopsis arenosa
Lineage: Eukaryota; Viridiplantae; Streptophyta; Magnoliopsida; Brassicales; Brassicaceae
Source: the annotation of a GenBank genome assembly